UGCUUUUCCGGAAGUGAUGACAGACGCUUCCUCUACCAUGUGCGCGUUACCAGAAUCGCCACAGUCGGAGAAGCGAAUACAAAACUUUGAAAGAUAAUGAAAUAAAAGCCACCGCUUGUCCCGUGUGUUACAUUAACACAGAACAGAGGAUGGGAGCAACGUGACUCGGGCAAGUUUUCAAUUAUAAGUAGUAAGCGGAGAAAGUAAAGUCUCAGUCCAGGCUCUAAGCUAGCUAAACGUUUGUUGUUGCCAUGGCUCUGUACGUGAAAGCCGCAGAAAUCUUAGAGAAGGCUGAGAGGAAACAGGGCGCUCUGAAAACCCUGGUUUACGACAGUAAAUUUGGCAACAUUAAGCAGUUGUUCGCGCUGGUCUGUGAGACGCAGAAGUUUUCCUCCGUCCUGAAGGAGCUCAUCGAGUCCACCAACCUGCUCAAGCAGACCAAGCUGAGUAUGCAUCAGGCCAAGGUGCUGGUGUACGACCUGCUGAUGGGCCAGGGGCUGAAGUGCGGGGGCUCCUGGAAGGUCAGGAUGAUGAAGCACCGAUCCAGGCUGCAGGCGGCACUGGCCCGAAUGAAGGUAAAGCACAAGGUCAGUAGGAAUGAAGAUCUCCUCCCAGUCGGCGUUCAGCGAUCCGCCGGGGACCGUCUACCCAGAUAUGUGCGGGUGAACACCCUCCAGAACACCGUGGAUGAUGUCGUGGACUACUUUAAGAGGGACGGCUUGCUCUACCAGGGUCAGGCCUCCAGGCUGGAGGACUUCACCCUGAGGGAGAAAGAAUUUGUGAGGGACAUGCAUCUGCCGGAGCUGCUGAUCUUCUCUCCUAAGACUGACUUCCACGACCACUUCCUCUACAAGGCUGGCCACAUCAUUCUGCAGGACAAAGCCAGCUGCCUCCCUGCCUUUCUCCUCAACCCCCCACCUGGCAGCCAUGUCAUCGAUGCCUGUGCUGCCCCCGGCAACAAAACCAGUCACCUGGCAGCCAUCAUGAAGAACAAGGGCAAACUCUUUGCCUUCGACUUGGACCCCAAGCGUCUAGCGACCAUGUCGACUCUCCUGCUGCGAGCUGGGGUCACUUGUCAGCAGCUUGCCAACCAGGACUUCCUGAAGGUGGAACCUGACAAUGCACAAUAUAAAGAUGUUGAGUAUAUCCUGCUGGAUCCCUCCUGCAGUGGAUCAGGAAUGGUGUGCCUCCGGGACAACGCCUCUGCUGACCAGGAGAAGGAUCAGGCUCGUCUGGCGUCCUUGGCCUCCUUCCAACUGCGCUGCCUGAACCACGGCCUCAGGUUUCCUCGCUUGAAGCGCCUGGUCUACUCCACCUGCUCCAUCCACAGUCAGGAGAAUGAGGAAGUUAUAACAGCCUGUCUGCAGGAGAACCCCAGCUUCAGGUUGGUUCCUGUUUUGGCUGAGUGGCCAGAACGAGGCCUGGACCCGCUCACUCAGUGUCUGAGAGCCAGCACCACCAAGACACGCACACAUGGAUUUUUCGUGGCUCUUCUGGAGAAACGCAAUGAGUCCAGGAAUAUGCAGCAGGGACAAGCUGUACAGAUAAGCGUACCUGAGGCGACAGCCCAAGGUCCUAAUGCCUGCAAGGAGGAGACAGGAACUUUAGAGUCUGAGGAAGAACCAGUAUCUACAGCAGACCAGGACCAGGUGUGUUGCACCCACACUGACAGUGCACCGGGGAAGAGGAAGAGGAAGCGAAAGAAGAAGAAGAAGAAGAAGAUGAUGAGUAAAGAAGCAACAGCCGAGUGAUGAUCAGAAACUUAUACAUGAUAUUGUCUCAUGGGAUGUUUUUUGUGAGCAAUGUAACUAAAAAAGUAAAAAUGAUAUUUUAAUGAA
Messenger RNA from Solea senegalensis (Senegalese sole), 1838 nucleotides. RefSeq names its product NOP2/Sun RNA methyltransferase 5 (gene nsun5). The coding region runs from base 252 to 1751 and encodes 499 amino acids. NCBI's taxonomy places the organism in Eukaryota, Metazoa, Chordata, Actinopteri, Pleuronectiformes, Soleidae. Gene Ontology annotation, molecular function: methyltransferase activity. Gene Ontology annotation, cellular component: nucleolus. The record is from RefSeq and is a predicted model, not a curated record. The transcript is spliced from 4 exons. Gene Ontology annotation, biological process: rRNA base methylation.